AUGAGGAAGGGACUGCCAGGACCUCCUGGGAAGCCAGGCCUGCCAGGCAAGAGGGGUCCUAGGGGAGAUCCCGGUCCCCAUGGAAACCCCGGCCCACCUGGACCACUGGGACUGAAGGGUAAAAAGGGAGACCCGGCCAUAUCACCUGGACCAGCACCUAAAGGAGAAAAACUCAGUCUGAUGACCUGGCUAUCUUCAGAGAUCCCUGGCGUGAGGGGUUUUAUUGGAAUCCCGGGACUUUUUGGUCUGCCUGGGCCUGAUGGUGAAAGAGGGAUUCCUGGCGAACCAGGGAAGAGGGGCAAGAUGGGUAGGCCGGGUUUUCCAGGAGACUUUGGGGAAAGAGGACCACCUGGACCAGACGGAGAGCCAGGCCAAAUGGGCGCCCAGGGUCCAGUCGGGGUGCCAGGACUCAUUGGGGACAUGGGCUCUGUGGGGCUGAUGGGCAUAUCAGGACCUAAUGGACUGAAGGGUAUCCAGGGAGCACCAGGGCUACCGGGCAUUCGAGGAAAACCAGGACCACAGGGCAAGAUUGGAGAGAGAGGUCCUGAUGGUUUACCUGGACCACCAGGCCCAGAGGGUUUCCCUGGCGACAUGGGGCCACCGGGAGACAAUGGCAUCGAAGGUCCAAAAGGAAAACUAGGAGUGCGAGGUUUACCAGGUCCUAGAGGGGUCCCAGGCUUGGAUGGGGACGAAGGCCCACUCGGACCACCUGGCCCAUCAGGGCUUGAGGGCAGACUCGGUCGAAAAGGUUUUCCUGGAAAAGUCGGUGAAGAAGGAGUUAAGGGAGAACUUGGCAUCACAGGGAAAGUGGGACCAAUGGGAGAAAGAGGCUUAGUGGGUUUUAUUGGACCUGUCGGGGAACCGGGACUAGCAGGAGAGAAGGGAGAUCGAGGAAAGAUGGGACAUCCAGGACCUCCCGGGGAAAAAGGAACAACAGCGGAGUCAAGUUACAAACCCAGCGGACGAGCCGAGGAACUGCACCUGCUCAGGCCGGGCUUCACCUCCAGGAGCACGGGGAGACACAGAGGCAGACCCGUGGAGGUGAUGGACAGCUGUCCAAGCCCUCCACAAACUGACCAAUCACAGAGGUCUGCAAACUGA
Molecule: messenger RNA, 1101 nt
Organism: Knipowitschia caucasica
Lineage: Eukaryota; Metazoa; Chordata; Actinopteri; Gobiiformes; Gobiidae
Source: the annotation of a GenBank genome assembly